AAGAGAGCUUCGGCACACAAAAGCUCCGCGGCGCAAGUCUGCGAGCCUCCAAGAGGCCAGUCGGGCCUAGCUGCGCGCUCACUGCGAGUCGUUGCUCUUUUCAAGCUCCAGCUCGAUUCUACAUGUAAAUACGCCUCUUGCUGCACAUAUACGUACAUCGGGCUGCCGCUCACAAGCCGGCAAACGCCGAAAGUUCGCCUUUUUUCACCACGAUCGGAUUUUGACUUUCAUCUCUGGCCUUUUACGAUGCGCCAUUCGGAGCUUCCUCGUUGCAACUUGAGCUGCUUAUAAUCAGGUGAGGAUAAUACCGAAAGAAGCGCGGAGACUGGCAAUUACUUCACAUAUUCAGUGCGCUGCACAAUAGUCCUAUAAACAGGCUUCGAAUCGAUGAGGUAGUAUGAGCCAUAGCGUCGUCGUAGCUUACGCGCAGCAGGCAGGCCGGCAACGAUGAGCCAGUACACGGCCGACGUGCAGGCCUUGCAGACCCUGACCGUCCACACGAGCGACAUCAAUUCCGUGGACUUUGCCGGCGACAGUAUCCUCGUCACCGGCUCCGGGGACAAAAAAGUUCGAGUUUGGGAAUGGCAGCAAGGUCAGGGUUUCAUCGAGGCGGCCUUCUCGCCGUUCAUCGGACACAAGUAUGGCAUCACGUCGGUCAAAGUCAGUCCGCAAUCGACGAUGCUCGCUUCGGCCAGCAUUGACGGGACCACCCAACUCUGGAACUUGCGGUCGGGAUCGAAGAUUCACACUCUGGUGCAGGCGGGCGGCGAGGCCGUCCGAGUCUGUAAGUUUUCACCGGACUCGUCGCUGCUCGUGACCGCCGGCGACAAUGGACAAGUCUGCCUCUGGGAUCUGGUUCGUCGUACGCUCAUCAGAUGCUUUCAGCGGCACGAGGGCGCGAUACAGUGCAUCUGCUUCACGCCCGACUCCAACUGGCUGCUGACGAGCUGCACCCUGGGCGUACUGCAGCUGUUCUGCUGCAACGAGAUCAUCGAGUCGUGCCCGUCGCGCAGCCAGUUCAUCAACACGUACGCCCAGGUGGACGACGCGCACGACCUCGGCGUCGUCUACUGCGACUUCUCGCCGGUCCAGGAGGCCACGAGCAACGAGCCCUUCUCCAAGCUCUACCAGCUGCUGACCUGCGGCAACGACAAUCGCGUCAAGCUCUGGGAGGUGAAGGUGAUGCAGGACAAGGUCGAGGCCCAGCCGAUGAGCGCCUCGAUCGAGCUCUGUCGCGUCCUCGAGAAGCACAGCAGCGCCCUCACCUGCGUCCGCUUCAGCAGCAACGGCAUGUACGCCGCGAGCAGCGGCCUCGACAAGACCUGCGUCGUCUGGGAGAUUGGGACCGGCAGAGUCGUGUCCGUCCUCACGGGCCAUAGUCGCUACGUCGCCUGUUGCGCUUUCUCCAAAAACGGAAACAUGCUGGCCACGGGUUCGAACGACAAAAAAGUCAUCGUCUGGGACCUGACGGGAAAUCUGAGUCUGGACUCGGAGGUGCUGCGUCAUAACGGAGGCGUCAAGCUGCACAACAGCGAGAAGAGCUUGAUUCAGGAGACCGACGUGGUGAAGCACGCCGAGACCAGCGGCAACGACGUCAAGCUCAUACAGAAGCUCGACGAGCACAACGGGGCCGUCAACUCGGUCUGCAUGUUCGGCAACCGACUCGUCGCCUCGGCCUCCAGUGACAAACUCGUGCGCGUCUGGAGCGUCAAGUACGACGAGGAGGGCGAGUCGAUGGACGUGUUCCAGGAGAUGAGCUACAAUCCACUCGACGGCCACACGUUCAGCGUGAACUUUGUCGAGUUCAGCCCGUGCGGCACGAAGCUCGCCUCCUGCUCGAUGGACGGCAACACCAUCAUCUGGGACAUCGAGACGGGCACGCAGGUGCGUACGUCCUUCGUGAACUCGGGCACGGCGGUGCGGGUCUGUCGCUGGUCGCCGGACGGCAGCAAAAUCGCCACCGCCGGCGACGACGAGAAGACCAUCGUCUGGGACUUGGAGACCAUGGACGAGACCAGCGAACCUUUCAGCGUGUUGGAGGGCCACGCCGAAGCCAUCACGGCGAUCGCCUUCACGCCGGACUCGCGCUACAUCGCCACGGCCUGCAACGAGGGCACCUGGCGCCUGUACGACGCCCGAGCUCAGGAGCCGGGCCCGGCCCUCCUCUGCUGCGACUCGAGCCACGACCUCGGCGUGCAGAGCUGCGACUUCAGCCCCACCACCGGGCCCUUCACCAUGACCGGAUCGAGGGACGCGAGCUCGGGCGCGGGCAAGGAGUGCUACCUGCUGGCCAGCUGCGGCAACGACUCGCUCAUCCGCCUCUGGAAGAUCAUCGCCAUCGACGAGGAGCUGGCCCAGCUGCAGCAGGCCAACUCGGCCGGUGGCAGCGGCAGCAGCGCCAACUCGUCCGAGCGCCUGACCUUCAGGCCGAGGCGCCAGUUCGCCGGCCACGGCGGCAACGUCAUGUGCGUCAGAUUCUCGCCGGUGCACGGCGAGAUCCUCGGCAGCGUCGCGACCGACAGGACGGCUCGACUUUGGAGCGUUCACACUGGGAUUUGUCUACAUGUUCUCGAAAACCACGAAAGUCUCGUGACCACUUGUGCCUUUUCCGAAGAUACCUCCUUCUUUUUGACGGGGGCCUUGGACAAGACCGUAUUGAUUUGGAAGCUUCCGGAUCAGUUGGUCUCCCAAAGUAUUCUCAUCGAUCGCUUGAGAAACACUAGAAAGAAGGUGGCAGAUUGGGCCGUUGACGACGUGGCCAAAUGGUUGAUCGAGGUAGACCUACCGGAUCUGGUAAAGAACAUCCAAGCGCUUUCUAUAAACGGACGGAUGUUACUGCGGAUACCGGUCGAAAUAAUUGUCGCCAAAUUACAAUUCGAUCACGGCGAAGAGGUGCUGGAAGCUUUUCGCAAGCAACUCUAUUGGUUGAAAUGCGAAGAUAGCAAUACAUUCAACAUCACCGACGAGACCGAAAUUCCGGACGAAUUCCUCUGCCCUAUAACUCACGAAAUAAUGCGGGAACCAGUUCAAUGUUCAGAUGGAUUUACGUACGAGCGAGCGGCGAUAAACGAGUGGUUCCUCUGCGGUAAAUUUACCAGUCCGAUGACGAACGAGCCACUGGCUACCACAGGCCUCAUGACCAAUGUGCAGCUCCGAAACGCAAUAUUUACUCUUUUACACGGCGAAGGUCCUAAUGCGGGCUAAGCUAUAUAUGUGAAUAAUUGUCACGAACACGUUCAUAUACUUAAUGGAAUCGCAUUUAUACUCGAGUUUUUUCAUCAAACGGCUGUGCUGAUGCGCGACCAAAUGCCGAAUGACAUUGCAAAAAGUUUAUUCGACCUAUGCGAAAAUAUGUAAGUAGUUUUCCAAGAGCCCUAAUCCAACUUCUUGUUUGCAUUGUAUUGUGAUGAUAGUCUGUUAUAUAUCAUGCAGCUUAAUUUUACAAUUGAUUUAUCACUAAUCUAUUUAUUGAAUCCUAAUUACGUCUAUAGGCAAAGUAUUUCUAUUUCUAGUAUUUAAAAGCCUCGUGACAUGAAUAUUAUUCUAGACCAUUUUUUUAAUGUCAAUAUCAAAUACUUGACAAACCACUACUAUAAAAAAGCAAAUAAAUUAUCUACAAAUAUUUUUGAUAUGCUAUAUUAUAUAUGCACAAAGGCAUUCAAAUAAACAAAAAAGUUUCAUUAAAAUCUGAGCACCAAUCAAAUUAAAAAAAUUCAAAUGUGUGGUAAUACCAUAUAAUUCAAUAUCUACCGAAUAAAAUGUACUUGUUGAAGAGCUUUUAAAACAUUCAUUUUCUUUUUUUUUUUUUUGUUUCAAUUUUUCACAAUUUAAUUACUAUCAUUUCCAAAUCUAUAGAAAAAUCUAUCUAUCUAUGAAAAAAACUAAUGAUAAAAUGUUAUUGACUGUAAAAAUUUUAUGCUGUUGUUGAUCAUAAAUUGAAAUAAAUAUAAAUCCAGAUACCUGAUGCAGAGCAGAGUACAAGUUGAUAAAAAAAUAACUCUUAUAGUCUAUAAGUUCUUUUUGAUGUGUAUGAAAUUAUACAUGCAACUAUACUAUUUAUAAUCACUGAUUUUUUACAUUACUAAACAACUAUUCAUAAAAUAGGUGUAAAAAAUAUUUUAGUCCAGUCUGAAAACAUGAAUAAGUAUAUAAAACUUCUGACAUAUGAUUUUUAUGGGCUAUAAUUAUUAUAGUAAAAUAAGACUAAAAAUAUUGAUGUGAAUUUUCCUAAUCUUAUACGAUACAAUCAAAAUUAUUAGUAUAUUAAAUGAUGAUUAAAAUGACACGUCGAAUAAUCUUCGAUCGUGCAUACAACGUACCAAAAAAUGUAUUUCUGCUAUUAAAAUAUAAUUGAAUACCAAGCAAUGUAUUGAUCAUAUUAAAACAAAAUAAUAAGAAAAAAAUAACGCUAAUAAGAGGGUGUGUAAUGUUUACUACGAUCACUCUUUUACACGAAACUAAUCUUCUAUAAUGGAUUUAAUGAUUAUAAAUAUGCGCGAUGAAUAAAAAGCAUUGCGUUAAAAAGAAGCAUUUUUACGUAUUAUACACCUUUUGAAAUUGUACAUACGAACGGUUUCUAGUUAAUUGAUUGUGAUACGUAAGCUAAGUUAAUAAAAAUAGAAUUAUUCAUGUGUAAUAAUCACUUUUUACCAUUUCUUUUUAGUGUACAUGAUAAAUAACGAGCUGCUAGAUCUGAAACUAAUGGAUAUUUACUAUUUUCAAGUUUAUAAUGAAAUUAGAUUAAAAAAAUGAACGCAUUAGGCAAUUAUUACACUUUUUCAGUACCGUACAGUAAAGUAUCCAAAUUAACAAAGCUUAACAUUAAGGAAAUUUCAAAAAUAAAAUAAAAAAGGCCUUCAUUUAGUUGCUAUUUGGAUAUGCACGAAGCUUCUAAAAAAAUCAGUAGAGAUCUGCGCUCUUAAGUGUAGAGAUCUUAGCAAAAAUAAACACGUUUGAAAAUUUGUAUUUUCACUCUGGCCUUGGCAACCCCAUAAUUGAACUCGCACUUUAGUAUAUAAUACUGCCAAUUCGUUAAACUAUGUAAAUGUAACGACUGUGAGUCGUCCAAAAUUACGAUUUCUUCGUCUAGCAUGAUUUGUCACAUAUACUUAUUAUAAAACCAAUUUACUCUUGCAUAUAGUAAUUCAAAAUUGUACUCUUAUGUAGAAAUGAAAUAAAUUUUUGUUUAAAAUAGUA
This is a messenger RNA of Trichogramma pretiosum, 5196 nucleotides long. RefSeq names its product WD repeat, SAM and U-box domain-containing protein 1-like. The transcript has 16 exons. The record is from RefSeq and is a predicted model, not a curated record. Gene Ontology annotation, molecular function: ubiquitin-protein transferase activity; protein binding. The coding region runs from base 448 to 3204 and encodes 918 amino acids. Gene Ontology annotation, biological process: protein ubiquitination. NCBI's taxonomy places the organism in Eukaryota, Metazoa, Arthropoda, Insecta, Hymenoptera, Trichogrammatidae.